Messenger RNA from Hordeum vulgare subsp. vulgare (domesticated barley), 2422 nucleotides. RefSeq names its product UDP-glucuronate 4-epimerase 6-like. The transcript has a single exon. NCBI's taxonomy places the organism in Eukaryota, Viridiplantae, Streptophyta, Magnoliopsida, Poales, Poaceae. The coding region runs from base 298 to 1770 and encodes 490 amino acids. The record is from RefSeq and is a predicted model, not a curated record.
UCCCCUCUUCCCCCCGACACACCACAGCCCCACGGCAACGUCGGUGAACGAUCCACCGGCGAUCCUCCCGAGCUAAGCAGACCUACUUUUGGUUUUGGAAGUAAACGGAGUAGCAGCACACAAAUCAAGCAAAGCCGCGUCCUGAACCCCACUGUCCCCUCCCCCUCGUUAUAGCUCACUCUCACUCCAACCCUCACCACUCGCCAGCUCGACUCCACCCCACUCCACCCCGCCCGCGCGCACGGGGAGCUAGGCCGUACAGUACGCGAGCCCGUGAGCGAGCAGACUACGGACUAAAUGCCGCACCCGUCGUCGUCAUCGUCUUCCUCGGCCAAUGUGGACGCGGCCGCCAAGGGCGUCAAGCUCGAGCGGUACGCCAGCGGCGGCGGCGCGCUGCUGAUGCGGCGCGCGGGGAGCUCCAAGAUCGUGGCGGCGUCCUCGCACCUCCUUUUCCGCGCCACCGUCCUCGCCACGCUCGCGCUCGUCUGCCUCUUCGCCGUGCACUACCCUACCCUCCUCUCCCGCUCCUUCCGGCUCUCCGCCGCCUCCUCCCCGCCGCGGCCGACGUCACGGCACCGGAACCUGCUCGGGUCUUCGUCGGCGUACGCGGGCGCGGCGUGGGAGCGUGAGGUGCGGCGGAGCGCCACGCCGCGGCGGGACGGAGGUAUGUCGGUGCUGGUCACGGGCGCCGCGGGGUUCGUGGGCGCGCACUGCGCGCUGGCGCUCAGGGCGCGCGGCGACGGCGUGCUCGGCCUCGACAACUUCAACGCGUACUACGAACCGGCCCUGAAGCGCGCGCGGCAGCGGCUGCUCGCGUCGCGCGGGGUGGUGGUGCUCGGCGCCGACAUCAACGACGCGGCCCUGCUCGAGCGGCUCUUCGCCGCCGUGCCCUUCACGCACGUGCUGCACCUCGCCGCGCAGGCCGGCGUGCGGUACGCGAUGCGGGCGCCGCAGGCGUACGUGGCCUCCAACGUCGCUGGUCUCGUCAGCGUCUUCGAGGCCGCCGCCAGGCACGCCGACCCGCAGCCGGCGAUCGUGUGGGCGUCGUCGUCAUCGGUGUACGGGCUCAACACCGACGCGCCGUUUUCCGAGGACCACCGCACGGACCGGCCGGCGUCGCUGUACGCGGCCACCAAGAAGGCCGGGGAGGCCAUUUCGCACGCGUACAACCACAUCUACGGUCUCUCCAUCACCGGCCUCCGGUUCUUCACGGUGUACGGUCCGUGGGGACGCCCCGACAUGGCUUACUUCUCCUUCGCCCGCAGCAUCGUCGCCGGCGAGCCUAUCACGCUCUUCCGCGCCGCCGACGGCAGCGAAGUCCGCCGCGACUUCACCUACAUCGACGACGUCGUCAAGGGUUGCCUCGGCGCGCUCGACACGGCCGGCAAGAGCACGGGCUCCAAGUCCGGCAAGAAGCGCGGGCCGGCGCCACUCCGCGUCUACAACCUCGGCAACACCUCUCCGGUGGCGGUCACUCGCAUGGUCGCCAUCCUCGAGAAGCUACUCGGCAAGAAAGCGAACAAGCGCGUCGUCACCAUGCCGAGCAACGGCGACGUGCCGUUCACGCACGCCAACGUCAGCCACGCCGCGCGCGACUUCGGAUACCACCCCACCACCUCACUCGACGCCGGCCUGCGGAAGUUCGUCGAAUGGUUCCUCCAGUACUACAAGAUCGACCCCGCGAAGCUCGCCAAGGGCAGCAGAGCCGGUACCGGCGGCGGCAAGACUAGCAAGAAGAAAUCCGUGGGCGCCAUGUCCGCGGCGUCGUGAGGAGAGCGCGCGCGACGCGUGUCUCCCGGCCCGGAUGUCCAGUUCACCAAGUGUGCAUUCUGUUCUCCUUGGAGGCUGGCGGUUGUCUUGCACAACUUUGUGAGUGCAUCCCCAUUGUUUAAGCCAUUGUUGCUGCUCUUUUUCCUUCAUGAUGCAACCAUGCUGGAGCUCUGUGGGAAGGGAUCGUGGAGGUGGCAAGGCAAAGGAGAAGCGAUUCUUUCUUCAUAGCAUAAGCAAAACUAAACUAUUUAGGGAAAAAGGAUGGGGGGUAUAGGUAAGAUGACAUGAGCCGUGCAAAGGGGCAAGGAGAACACGAUAAAGAUGAAGUCCUGGGCUUCCUUUCCGGACGGUUCAGAUUGUUUUUAGUCAGUUUCUUCUUUGUUUUGUCAGUCACUGUCCUGUUCUUGCUCAUUUGUUUAAUUGAUCUUGUGCUUUGUGAAAAUGUGAACAGUUAUGUAGUAUUCACGACGACAAAAGCACGAGAUGCUGUAGUGGAUGAAAAAGUCCGUGCGAGCAGCUGCAGUUUUCCAGAUUGCUAAAGAUAUUUUUUUAAAUCUUGGUUGACGGUGGAUUUGGUGCAAUGUAUUUCAUCAGAUAUAUAAACCUGCCCGAUUCAUGGUUUUUGUUCUCUGAACAAAACCAUGUUGUUGCA